Schistocerca serialis cubense is the source of this 693-nucleotide messenger RNA. RefSeq lists its product as uncharacterized. The transcript has 4 exons. The coding region runs from base 1 to 693 and encodes 230 amino acids. Lineage: Eukaryota; Metazoa; Arthropoda; Insecta; Orthoptera; Acrididae. The record is from RefSeq and is a predicted model, not a curated record.
AUGAAUGCCAGUGUGAAUGGGCCGUACAAUAAGGCUAAAGAUGGGGUUGAGUGCACAACACAUGGUUACCUGGGUUGGAGUUUUGACAUGUUUGUGCCCAAGUUUCAUUUCCUACAUAAAACUCUGAGUUCAAGUGAACAACAGCAUACUCAGCCUCCUCGGCCUGCAACAACAAGAAUUCAACAAGAAAUUGAUGAGGCAGUACAGAGGGAGAGAGAACUGAAAGAAGCAAAUGGAAUUCAGACAUCUGAUGAAAAUAUUGUACAUAAGAGAUCUCAAACACCUGAUGCUGUCAACAGUUCCACAGAAGAGAGAGAGAGUGAUCCAAAUAGUUUCUCCUCUUCGAACAAUCUUUCAGAUUCACUAAAUGAUGGAGAACCCUCAGCACAAGCUGUUCCAACAAAGAGAUCUCAGUCAUCAAGUCCAUCACUUAAUAAUUCUCCAUUUGCAAGCCCAACACACAGGUUCUCAUCUGGUGGUGGACAGAAAGGAUUGAUGCAGAGGUUUUAUGCAUCACAUGGAAGGAUGAGAAUUUAUACUGCUCCAAGGAAUACUGUACCUGUUGUUGUUUCUCCUCCUUCUGUUUCACCUGUACAUAACCAGCCUCCAAUUCAAAGGAAGAUCAUUGACAUCAAUAGUGGGAAUGAUUCACAGGAUUCAGAUGAAGACCUGGUAAAGACUCCAGUGAGAUAG